AUGGCGAAGACGCGUAGAAGGAAAAAGCGCACGCACGUGGUGGAGGGCACAGACAGUGCCAAGAAAGCGGAGCCGCGCACGUUUGUGUUCAAGCGCGGCAAGCACGGGGCCCUGCUGUCCCCCCUGGAGGCGGACCUGCGGCGCAUGAUGCUGCCCAAUACGGCCCUCAACCUGCGCGAGUCCAAGCGCAACCAGAUGAAGGACUUUGUGUCGGUGGCGGGGCCCCUGGGCGUGAGCCACUUCAUGAUCCUCACAGCCACUGACAGCAGCAGCUACCUGCGCGUCGCCAAGGCACCCAGGGGCCCCACCCUGACAGCGCGCAUCAAGGGCUACUCCCUGGUGCGCGAUGUCGCGUCAUCGCUGCAGCGGCCCCGCAUGCCGCCAAACGCCUUCAAGUCGGCGCCGCUGGUGGUGCUCAACGGCUUCCAGGGCGGCGGCCAGCACCUGCAGCUGGCGGCCAGCCUGGUCCAGGCCAUGUUCCCGCCCAUCAGCGUGCAGAGCGUCAAGCUCAGCGCUUGCCAGCGCAUCGUGCUGCUGUCCCACGACAAGGCCAGCGGCCUGAUCAGCCUGCGCCACUACAGCAUCUCCACCGCCCCCAGUGGCAUCAAGAAGUCCCUCAAGGCGCUGCUGGCCAAGAGGGCCCUGCCGGGGGACAUGGGGGCGCUGCGUGACGUCAGCGAGCUCGUGACUAAGAGCGGAUACGGCUCGGUGCGCGGCCUUGGGGGAGUCUGA
Molecule: messenger RNA, 732 nt
Organism: Monoraphidium neglectum
Lineage: Eukaryota; Viridiplantae; Chlorophyta; Chlorophyceae; Sphaeropleales; Selenastraceae
Product: Peter Pan-like protein
Exons: 7
Coding region: 1-732 (243 amino acids)
Biological process (GO): ribosomal large subunit assembly; rRNA processing
Cellular component (GO): preribosome, large subunit precursor
Molecular function (GO): rRNA binding
Source: RefSeq, a predicted model, not a curated record